This is a messenger RNA of Pecten maximus, 4797 nucleotides long. RefSeq names its product beta-1,3-galactosyltransferase 5-like. Gene Ontology annotation, cellular component: membrane. Gene Ontology annotation, molecular function: hexosyltransferase activity. The coding region runs from base 53 to 1060 and encodes 335 amino acids. The record is from RefSeq and is a predicted model, not a curated record. The transcript has a single exon. NCBI's taxonomy places the organism in Eukaryota, Metazoa, Mollusca, Bivalvia, Pectinida, Pectinidae.
AACUCUAUUCACUAUUACGUUCAUUCAAGAAGUGUACAGACCGAGGGCAGUAAUGGACUAUCGUGAUGUCUCCAACCUACAGCAAUCAUCGGUUCGUUGGGACCUUGGCAACAAUGAUGAUAAUCAUAACGAUCACAUGUUUGGUCGCCAGAUAAUAGCAAAGACGAAAUAUUCAAUCAUGGUAGACGCCCCGUACAACAUCAACAACAACAAAAUAUGUCGUGGAGUAGAUAAGGUUUCUGUCCUUGUGAUGGUGCAUACCGCCCCAAACCAUUUCUUUAUCCGCUCUGAAAUGAGGCGGACCUGGCUUAACACGACAGUCUACAGCCCCGAGAGUGUUCGUGUCGUUUUCCUGCUCGGCCUGGUAACAAAUUCUACAUUGCAAGUGAAGCUAGAGAUGGAAUCCCACAAAUAUCAAGACAUCAUACAAGGAAAGUUUAUAGAUUCUUAUCGGAAUUUAACCAAUAAAGGUGUAAUGGGAUACCGCUGGAUUACCGAGAACUGUAUGAAUGCAGAGAUGGUUGUUAAAGUCGAUGAUGAUUCUUUGAUCAAUUUCUUCAAAUAUUUCGAGGAAAUUCGAAAUCAACUGGCACCUAAAAAGAAAAAUAUAUUCUGUAACCGCAUUGAGCCUUAUACAAUGCCGAUUAUCCGAAAUCGCAACAAUAAGUGGUAUGUCCAUGCUGAUGAAUAUAGGUAUUUCUCAUAUUAUCCCCACAUGUACUGCAGUGGCUUUGUUGUAUUUAUAUCAACGGAUCUGGUACCAGCUUUAUUCCACGCAGCUAUCGGCGCACCUUUCUUCUGGGUGGAUGACUUUUUCUUGUUUGGUAUACUCCCGUCCCGGUUGAAAAAUGUAAAUUUUGAUACGUUUGGAAAAAAUAUCACUUUCCGUCAUAGAAAUGGUUUAAAAUGCUACAAAGAAAAACAUUCGAAUUGCGAAUAUCUAGUGAUGUCUGCAAAAAGCAAAGAAAUCGACGUUAUGUGGAAAGCUGUGAUAGAGGAUCGUAAACAAAGCAGUAAUGGGUACUAUUAUAUGCGGUUAAAUCCGUUGAAUCAAGACUAAUUACGCCCGAUGAAGUCCCGAGUACUUCAUACCGUUUAAAUUAGGUGAAUGAUUUGUUUUGAAUUAAACGUCUUUACUCUAUAGCAUGCAUGAAUACUAGAAGUAACAUGUUUUGGCAACUGCUAUUAUUUUUUACUCGAUUCAGAAAUCAAGUUCCUCGCGGAAACCACGAAAAACGUUUUCUAUUUUAAUAUCGGUGGAGGUAAAUUUGUGCACGCCAUUCUAUUUAGUGUCCAAGAAACGGCAUCAUAAAAAAUGUCAGAUCUUAUAAAAUGUUUUCGAAUUACUAAACUUCGAACAAAAGAUUUUUUGUCCAGAAAUCGCCAAUUUACAGAUGUCAGUUAUGCUUUUUAUACCUCAUGAACUAUAAUAUUAUUGCAUAUAGGAACAUUCAUCACGAUACUUAUCUAAUCUAUCCUUUGAAAUAAUAAGAUAUUACCUACCACUGGUACAUAAAUUAGGACUGUUUUCUUUACCACAAGAUGUCAUGUCGACAAAAACGUCAGUAAGAAGACCGUAGUCGUAUUCAUAAUCAAUAAAAAAAUAUCAAACCGUAUAAUCUGAAUAUAUGCCUAUAUCUACUUAUUUGUCCCACUUAGAACAUUUUGCAACACUACAAGAUACCGUUCCAUAUAAUCAAUAUAAAAUUCCAAUAUUCCGCUUACUCAUUAAACAUUCUACUGGAUAACCAAUUACAAAAGUAUCACAACCAAGUCACACAUGUUUUAAUACAUGUUUCCUAUGUCCCCCUUGUGUGGAUGAGAGCUGCAUCCCUACAACAGCUGGCAAUGGCACUGUCGGCUAGUAUUACCCAACACACUAUUAAGUAUACGUCAUCAUCAUUUACGUCUUGUAUUGACACAGCCCUAUACACAUUUAUAGGGAAUUUGUGCUUCUGCUGUACUUUCCCAUACAUAUUCAUACUUACAUUGUUAUCAAAAUUGGAGCGGUACCGGUCUCCAGUCUUUCGAGUACAAGAAAUAAACUAGGGGCAAUAACAAUAAAACAAAAGCUGAAUGAAGGUCGGUUUUUUCCAGGAAAAAAAACUUCAUAUCGCCAAACAUUCUUGUCUUUUCUGUAAAAAAUUCUUGGGACAUUAAAAAAAAUAAUUAAGGCAUGAAGGAACCUGAAAUGAAAACAGAAACAUAAAAAAAAUGACAGAAUAUAAAUUACCCAUUAUGCAGAUAACUCUAGAGUCAAAUUAAAUGGUUCUGGAAAUGCUUUAAGAUUCACUCUUCUUAACCAAUUUGCCAAAUACUAUGGACUCUAACCAAAUAUGUUAAAACAUGUAUCUGGAUUGAGGAUAAAUAACGUAGCUAUGACAGAAUAUGAACAGAACCUUGGUCAGAUGAUUAACCUUCUGGAAAUACAAAUGAACGUUGAUAAUAUGUUAAAAAAACCAAUUACAAUCAUAAGAUUAUUAAGUCAUCAUUAUAUUGUUAGCAGCAGCUUACUGCAAUGUGCAAAAUAACACAUUUUAUUGCUCAAAAUACAUUUUAUAGUACAUGAUAUACAAAACCUGAUGAACAAUGUGCAAAACUUGUACUCUUCAAAUUAUCAUAGAACAAUAAAAAGACAGAGUUAGUACAUGUUAGAUAGUACAAACAUUCGCAGAAGGCGGUCAAACGAUGACUAAUAUAGAUUACUUCAUAAAAGCAAUGACGCUGUUCUGGUUUCAAGGAUCUUGUAUGUAAAACGUUGUUUAGAAAUGUUAUUGGUAAUUGAUAAUAAUUCUAUAAUCAUCUAUCUAAAUGGCUCAAAAGAACAAAAAAAAGAGAUAAGUAAUGUAUUCUGGAAAGAAAUCUGAAUUGACAUAUAUAGUUGCUGUAAAAGAAAGACACACUCUAAAUCAUCUUUGGUAUAGCAAGAAGUUUUUUUUAAAUCAGUGUUCAUUGAACGAUAGGGCAAAAUAGGAUAUUUUAUUUAUUUCCGUUUCACUAUGCUAUAAUAUCUACUAUGUAAUAUCUUACAAAACAUAAUUAUACUGUGGCUCUACCACUCAGUCCUAAAUAUAUCUGUAAUGUAAUACCACCCAAAACAGACAUUAUACUGUGGCUCUACCACUCAGUCCUAAAUAUAUCUAUGAUGUAAUACCAAACAAAACAGACAUUAUACUGUGGCUCUACCACUCAGUCCUAAACAUAUCUACUAUGUAAUGCCAUACAAAACAGACAUUAUAAUGUGGCUGUACCACACUAUCCAAAAUAUAUACACUGUAUAUAUACAUAAUUGUAUCUAUAUCUGAUAAAAAGGGAACUAAACAGUGUACUGUUUUUUGAAUUCCGAAAGGCUUUCGAUUUUGUUUAUCACAAAAAGUUUCCAUUCAAAACUUGAAUUGUAUAAAUGCUCAUCUUGAACAGUGUAAAUUUUAAUAGUUAUUUGAGCGGGUGAUUUCGAGUUUUUAAGAAUUUUAGGAAUACUCUCCCCCUUUUAGUUCGGGCUCCUCGGGGAUCAAUAUUGGGUCAUUGUUGUUCAUUUUGUAUGUACACGAUCUUUCCUAGUUACUAAUCAGAGUGAUAUGUAUACACUCUGUAUGUAUGCAGAUGACCCAUGUAAAAUCUAUUAAUGAUCUGAAUAACAACCUCAACGAGGAUGCCAGGAAGUUUCAUCAGGUGGGAUGCUAACAAAAUGUGUAUCAAUACUGACAAAACCAAAGAAGCUACAUGUAUCUCUACAUCACAUAGGAAAUGUAUAUAAAAAGAACUAUCUGUCGUCAUCGAAGAUGUAAAUAUUGAAAAUGUAAAACAUGAAAAGUGCAUGUCUUGGAAUCAACAGUUCUCAAAUGUAUGUAGAAAACAUCAUGUUAUUUUGUUUAAAUGAAAAAGCUAAGGCUAUUUUUAAGCCAGACUCCCUGUAUUAAUUCUUUAUUUGUUUUAUCAAUCCUCAUAUUGACAACUGUUCUACCUUUGUUUGAGGAAACAGUACAAAAAUAUUGUUACGUUGAAGCGUCUCCAGAAGGGAGCAGUCAGAAUUAUUCUAAAUUGUGAUUUUUAACUCCAUCUAAUGACAUGUUUAAAUUACUUAGAUGGCUACAUCUUAGCAAAAGGAUUUUAUGCGGUUUAUUUUUAUGUACAAGUUACCUAGCAAUCUAACUCCACAAAAUUUGAAUUGCUUUACUAGCAAGUCCGAUGUUCAUUGUAGGUUAACGAGAUUCUCAACCACAAAUGUUUUUUUUACUUACCAUCUCAUAAUACAAAUUCUUUCAUAAAGUCCUUCAGAUAUCAAGUAUUUGGUUUGGUUUAUUUUGUUUAACGUCCUAUUAAAAGCCAGAUUCAUUUAAGGACGCGCCUGGUUUUGGAGGCGGAGGAAAGCCGGAGUACCCAAAGAAAAACCACUGGCCUACGGUCAGUAAUAGGCAACUGCCCCACGUAGGAUUCGAACUCGCAACCCAGUGAUGAAGUGUCGGAACACAUUAACUACUUGGCCAACGCAAAGCCCAUACAUGGAAUAUUUUGUCAAGUCAUGUGAGAAACUGUUCAACGCUUUUAUCUUAUAUGAAAGCAGAAAAGAGCUUUUUUAUGGAGUAAUAUUUAAUCCUGCUGUGGUUGUACUUUUUAAUUUACAUUUACAUUUAACAACAUUAUGUGUUUUGAUAUCAUAUGUGCCUUGUUUAAUGUCAUAGUAUUAUUCUUGUAUGUGUUGUAAAUAUUGUAUAUUCUACACUUAUCUCGACCAUGUGUAAGACGAGCUUUUAAGUUCAACAUGUUAUCAAGUAUAAAUAAAGACUUUAAUCGUUA